This is a messenger RNA of Cinara cedri, 7289 nucleotides long. Lineage: Eukaryota; Metazoa; Arthropoda; Insecta; Hemiptera; Aphididae. The record is from the annotation of a GenBank genome assembly.
CUUACCUGUGGUAUAUGCCGUUUUGUUUCUCCGGGACAGAAAGUAUUUUCUUUUACUAAAAAUGCUUUUGGGAAAUGUACUUGACAGAUGCGAUCCCCAACUAAUAACUUAUUUGGUACAACAUAUUCCCAGUCCAGUUUUCUUUUAUGUGUAACACUAAAAGUUGGUAUUCCUUCUGUUUUUUUUUUUUACAAAGCGCACAGCGUUUUGGCAUUAUUUAUAAUAUAAUCAUAUUUUUAUCUAUUCUGUGAUUUAUUAUUUGUACUUUUUCUUUAUUAUGUAUGGUGCUUAGGAUUUAGGAAUCAUAUACAGAAAAAUAAAAUUACAAACCGACCUCAAGAACCGACGGCCAUCUGUAGCCAAUAGUUAUUCGUACCACGCACGCGCUCAUGAGGUUUUUUACAUUUUACCCCUACUUCACGUCCGAUGUGAUAACAUACACUGAAUUUUUGAUUAGAAGAAUGUCAUUCCGCAAUACUGCCAGUCUUCCUCGAUAAUCUCGUUAACUAAAUUCGUCUUCUAGAACAUCGCCGGUAUUGAAUAAUAUCUAUUUUGUCGUUGGUCGUGUUGAGUGUGAUAUAUAGUAAUUGAUAUUCUCUUAGACUAUCGUAAAAAUUAUUCGCUCGAAAAUGGUCGUGAAAGUGUACAUAUCUGGCAUAUCGGGUAACAAGGAAGUAAGCGGACGACGUGGAUGUCACGGUUCUUACUUACGAAUAACAAAUAACUUUUGCUAUCAUUUUGUAGGUAAAAAAACGCCAACAGAGAGUCACCAUGAUAUUGGACAGCAAGAGUAUUUCGUACGACCUAGUGGACAUCACUGAACCGGGCAAAGAGGAUGAAAAAAUGUACAUGCAAACUAACAGCAAGACCAAAGAUGGAUCAAAAAAUGCCCUGCCCCCCCAGAUAUUCAAUAACGAAAUUUAUUGUGGGGUAAGUAGCUAUUAUAAUUUAUAGGAUGUAGGCAUUAGUGCCAAAAACAAAAUACAACUUAUUGUUCAAAUUCAUUAAAAUUAUUAGGAAUUAUAUUCGUAUAAUAUAAUAUAUUUUAUCAGUAUGAUAGUUUGUACCAAUUGCUAUUGGUGUUUAGUUUUUAUAGAGUUUCUAGUUAUGUACGUCAGUUAAAAUCUAACCUAAUUUUGGUCAAGUUAAGAUAAAUCUAUGACAAGAAAGUUAUUUUUGCCAUAUUAGGUAAUAACAAGUUUUCUAAAAUCUAUUUCAAUUUAACUAUUUUAUCUUGCUAUUUGUACAAGUGUACCUAUGUACCUAAAUAUAUCUUUUUGAUUUUAAUCUAUAUUUUUGUUAACAUAAAGUUAUUUAAAUAGGAAAAUAGUAGUAUAUUAUACAAAUGGCUAUCAAUGAUAAUAUUUCACAUGUUUUAAAUACAGUAAAUGAUUGAAAUGCUGUUAAUUUGUAAUAAAAAAUAACUAUAAUAUUAUUUUCAAUCAACUUUAGACAGUUCACUUUUCUUACUAUUAUUUGAGUAUUAUUUGAUUAUUUUCUAACAUUAUUAAAAAUAGUUUAAUAGUACCAUGUUUAACUUAAGUUCAUAAUAUUCACUUCUUACAAAUAUAUUGCAUAUAAUUGUAUUUUGGUUUUUUUUAACUGUAAUCUACCUAGUUUUUUUAAAGUCUGAUAAUGGGUGUGUCUACACAGUUUUAGGAGGGAAAUUGUAAGGGAGGAUAUAUAAAGUAAUUUAAUUUACAUCCGGAUGUGAUGAUAUAUCAUUGCUAAUGAAAAAAAAUUUUAAGUUGAGCAUUAUUAGUUGUAUUCUGUCUUUUGUUUCCAAGGUGCGAGUAACUUAGAAAUCAACAAAAAUUUCCAGUUUUUCUGAUUUAUUAAGACAAGGGAAAAUAAAAAUUAUCUUUCAAUGCACCAACUACAUCAAAAAUGCUACAAAAAAGUUCCUAUAUAGUUUUGAUUGGAGCAAGAUUUCUGGUAGGAAAGUUGUUUAGAUACACAUUAUAGUAAAACCAAUACACUCCUUCAUUCACCCAGAAUCUGAAAUAUGUUUAUUAAUUACCUAUCUUAUUUUAAAUUGGAGAACUAAAGUUCUAAUAAACUAAACCAGUUCAUGUUGAAUCAUUGUCUAAGUAUUAUUAUAGAACUGCUCCACAUAGGCUAUUGCUUACUAAUCAGUUAGUAAUACAUUCCAAGUGACUCAAUUGUUGAGUCACUUUCCAAUAGUGUCAUCAACUCAGUUUCUCACUGCCAUAAACACUUUUGUUGUUUUCACAAUUUCAUUAAUUUUGUGUAACAGGGAAGAUCAGAUAUAUCAAUUAUAGGUAUCUCUUUUUGGACAUGUAAUAAAAGCACAACAAUUUUUUAUCUGAAAUAUUGAGUUUUCUAAUAGCAAUGAAUAAUGGUGAAAUUGCCCCUAUUGAUGUAUGAAUCUAAAUUUACCAUAUAUUCUUUAUAUUUCUAUAAAAGUAAAAUGCUAAUAAUUGGUGGUUAUUUCAUAACUGGAGUUCAAAAUGUAAAAACUGCCAUACAUCAAAAUAUAUAGCAGUUUCUGCAAAAUGUUGAUGUAGUAUUGUGCUUCUAUGGACCACACAGGACAAAUUACUGAUUUUGAUUACUUUUGAGUAAGUCUUGUGUCAAGAACUUAGUCACUAAUGUGUUAGAAAUUGAUUAAGAAAAAACUAAUUUAAAUCUCAAACCAAUUGUCAUACAAAUGCUGUUUAAAACUUCUGUUAAACAUAAUAUCUAUUUUGUCUACAUACCUAAUUGAUUUCUGAUCAUACUUGAUUACUCUAAUAAGUAUACUUAACACAAACAUAUUAUGAUCAAAUGUUAAAAAUGUUUUUAAAAUAGGGAUAUAUUUUGUAGAAUUAUGUUUUUAGGUUAUAAAAACUGGUAAGAAGUCUAAAAAACAUUACAAUUGCUAUUAAUUAUCCAAUAUUUCUUUUUAAUUUUACAGACUAAAUAUUAAAUUAUUAACUGUUAAAAAGGUUUUAAAUUUAAGUCCAUUUUAAUAAUUUGAUGUACCUAUGAAACAAUAAAAUCAUUUCAGGAUUAUGAUGAUUUUGAUACAGCAAACGAAUUAGAUGAGUUAGACAAAUUUUUUGAUAUUUCUACCAAAAAUCCACCGAAAGAACUGAAUGGCUCAAUUACUGUGGUAAGAUAUGAAAUAAAUAUUACAUAUAUUAUAAAAUUAAAUUUAUAUAUUUUAUUUGUUCUUUUAGGAAGACAUUAAAGUUGAAAAUAUCAAUGGUGAUAAUGAUUCAAAUGAUGGGUAAAUAUUUAAAAUUAUAAUUGUCUUUUUACAUUGACUAAUUUAAAUAUUAUUAUUAAGUAUUUAUUAUGCAUACAUGGUAAAUAUUUAUAGCUACUGUUUAAACUUGAAGUUUGAACUUUUUCAAAAUUCUUUGUUUAAACUUAAGUAAUAUAAUAUAAUAUUAUUAUAUAUAAUAUUAUAUAAUAUAAUAUUAUUAUAUAUAAUAUUAUAUAAUAUUAAAAUAUACCAAUUUAAAUUUGUAAACAGUACAAAUUUUUAUCAAUUUAUAUGACAAUUGAAAAUGUGAUAUUGUGCUUAUCAAAUUGUAUUGUUAAAUUAAAUAAAACUGAAUUUCAAUUGGAACAAUUCAUAGAGUUAUUAAAGAAAAUGUUAUUCAAGAUCAGCAAGAGAUUUUGACUUCUGAUGAAGAUAGUGAUAACGAAUCGCUUGACACACAGGUGACAAGCAAUUAUUUUGAAAUAAUCAGUUAUAAAAAUGUUAACAAAAUUAUUAUUUUAAUAAAAUUGUGUGUGGUUUGGUUGUCUAACAGUUUUUUUACUAUUAAGUAUAUCAGUAUGAUCAAUAAUUGACUGAAUGCUAAUAUUGUGAUAAUGUUUGCACUUUUUAACAUGAUUGUUUUGUUUUAUUCUUAUUAAUCUGCGGCUAUAUUAAUAUUUAAAAUACAUAAAGUAGUUUUUUAAAUUUUGUCGAGAAUAAACUGAAUAUUUCCUUAAUGUCGUCAAUAAAAAUUCUUUUAAAUUAGUUGUGGACCAAUAAAUAGACGUCAUUUGAAAUAAAAUUGAGGGUUAGCAAACAUAUUAAAUAUUUUAAAUUGAAUUAUGGUCUAAUAAAGUAAGGGAGCAGUCUGUCGAAAGUCGAAAAGUCCUAAUCAAUUGUUUUUUACAAAAUUAGGUAGACUUAUAUCAAAUAAAUAUAGAAGUAACAAAGUAAUCAGUUGUGAUUUUUGUAUGUUUAAAUUUAAUUUAGUGGAUAGUAUAACUAUAUUAAUGUGAUCAUAUAAAAAUCAAUAAAAAGCAAGAAAAUUAUACUUUUUUUUUUUUAUAAAUUACUCAUAGCGUUGCUAUUAAUUUACAACUACAAAAUAAAUGUACAAGGCUGUUGCUACCCCCUAAUGACGCCUAUGAAACACUGUUUUUUUUUUUUUUUAAUCAAAAUUAUAAAUAUUCAAUUUGAAUGUUAGAUUUAUUUGCAUUAUUUUGAUUACAUUAAUAAUAAUAGACCAUUAAUAUAAGAGUAUAGAUAUUUUGUAUACGAUUAAUUUGUGUUUAUAAAGCUUUAAAUGUAAUCGAAUUAAAUAUAUUUUGAAUUUUGUUAUUUAAACUUAUGAUUAUUUUGUAAUUAUAUUACUCUGAGUAAAAUAGCAAAAUAAUUUUUGAUUUUAAGUAUUAUAGCUAUUGCACAAUUAAUAUUUUAUAAACUAUAUUGAACUCUUUAUCUUUUUUGAAAAUUAAAAAUAAUUUUUUAUUUUAAUUUUUACAUAAAAUGUUGGUAUAAUAUUGUAUGAAUUUUAGAACAAACUGAAUGGCUCUACAGAAAGUCCGAAUUCCGUCCCGCAUCCUGAAGACGCAAAUGUAUUAUUGGAUAUCCCAGAAACUAAAAAAGAAUUGCUAUCGGAAAAUGAAGAGGAAAUUGAAGAGUGAGAUUUUUAAACUUCCCAAAAUUAUUAUUAAAAAGAAAAAUGUACAAAAUUACUAUAAUUAUUUAUUUGAUGCGUUGCUCCUACUCUAACAAGUUUUGUUUUAUUAUUUAUUUUUCCUCUAACAAAGUUACUAUAUUAUUCUAGUAAAAAACCACCCUAAGUAUUAGAUUAAAUAUUUAUUUAUUUAUUUUUUUAAUAUUUCAAUAUAAAAAUAAUUUUUUAAACAAAUAGUUAAUGCUUAUAAUUUUAAUCUAAAAUAUUUGUCCAUGACCGCAAUUUGUUUAGAUUUAAUUAUUGGUUUAUGUUCAUUGAUUUUUUUUUUAAGAAUAAUAGAACAAUCUUAAUUACAAUUAUUAUGCUUAAAAUAUAUUUAUUCAUAAUUUGUAUUAUUAUAUUAUAUUUAUACAAAUACAUUUUAAGAAAACAUGUUCUUUUUUUUAUCAACAAUAUUUUAUUCAAUGUUACAAGUUAUAAUAAGAAUAUAUUUAACCAAUGGAGACAUUAUUAUUUAUUGUCAGUUCAUGUUUAUAUAUAAUUAUGCCUUAAAGUCUUUCAGUAAAAUACUAGUUAAUAAUAAUUAUUAACUAUAUACCAAUUGUGUACAUUAACUAAUUGUAUUUUAUUUUCACAAAUGGAUGCUUAAAAAAAUUAACAAACAUUUGAAUGUUUUAUUAUAUGACACUUAUAUAAAGUUACAAUUUGGUUUAAAUAAAUUAUUAUUUAUAUAAUUUCUUGUUAUAAACCAAAAAUUACAAAUUUUGGAAGUUUAUAUUUAUUGACAUACAGUUUGUUCACACACUUAGUUUUCCUUUAAGGGUUUUAGUUUACCAAAUCAGCUGAAAAGCUCAUUUCCAUUUUUUUUAAUUAUAGUAAAAAAUCAAUUGAAUCAGGUACACCUAAACUAGCGGGCCAAACUGACCACAAAAAAUGAUCAGAAUGGGUUUGUAUUGUGAAUCGAACCCAAAAGACCACAUUACAGACUUGGUUUAAGUAAUUUUAUAAUUUAUAGGGGAUGAGCAGGAAACUGACGUGCACAUCUCUAUUUCAACACCCCAAUUUAUUGUUCAGCUUGGAUCGUGUAUAUUGUAUAGUACAUAUUUUUCCUUUUUAUAAAUAAUGUGGUAGAAUAACAACACAGAUCUUCCACUGCUGUCAGUUUAACCUUUUAAUCAGGAGAAAUAAAGUUUAGUCUUAGUAUUCUAUCAAUUAUUUAAAAAGUAUAUAUAUAUAGGGUGAUUCACUAAGCGUGCUCACUCUAUUUUUUUUAGUUGUAUAUGUAUAUAUAAAGAUAUUAAUUUAAAUUAUAAAGAUUCAAUUUAAUUUUAAUUGUUUAGAUAAUAAUUUAAACAUAAUGCAUAUUAUUUACUGCAUGGCAACAUAAUAUAACAUUUUUAAGCAUAUAAACAAAUUUAUUAUUAAGAAUAUUAACUAGUUAUACUUAAAAGAGCAUAUCUAUACUGAUAAGUAUUAGAAUUUCGUAUAAGUAUGUAGGGUAAAUUUGAUUUAGACACUGACCAGAAGUUAAAUAAUUCUAAUAGUGCUGGAAAAGGCAUAUAACCCAUACCUACAUUUUUGGAUUUUGUAAAACUGUAAUGACUUUUAUCUGAAAAACCUAAAAUAACACGGCUGCAACUGUGUUUUAGUGGUAAUUGUUCUUCGGGAAUCCAUAAUUUGUUAAUUUCAUUUAAAUAUUCUUUAACUAUUUGUGAUGUAGGGGAAACUUUACGCUUUAACCGUUUGCAAAGAAUGUUUCUCAUUGUUUUUUCCAUCACACGUUUACGUCUCAGAGAUCUCAAUAGUUUUUUGUGUUCCAAACGAUAAAUCUUCCGCUUUGUGGCAUUCAAAUCUUUGUGAGGUUUUUCUAGAGGACCCAAGUAAGUUUUAACUUUACUUAAAUCAUCUGGAGUUGGUAAACAUAUGUGUGAAUUAGGUUUCAAAACACCUGUCUGUGAAAUUUCAAAUCUAACAGGAACUAAGCAAUUUUGUAACUCUGGAAAUUCAGUUUUUAAAUUGUUUACACUCAUUAUGUCUUUCAAUUUUAACGUUAAAUUUUGUAGAUAAGUUAAAAACUUAAUAUUUCUCAAUACAAAUAUUCUGUUAGUGUUUGACAUCCAUUCAUUACAAAGAAUAUCCCAAGGGCAAUGAAAUGGAGUCUGAAAACCUAAUUUAAUGUAGUUUAGUCGCAUUUGUGGAGGACGCUUAAAAUAUUUCUGCAUGGCUUCUUCUUUUUCUAACGUGGACCUUAAUUUUCCAGUAUCGGUAUCAGGUUCGUCUGACCGUGGUAAACAUCGUUCUAGAACCAUAGUCAUAGUUUCUCUUAGCCCACCUGGUUGACAUCCGUUCAUAAUUAGCCCUAACCAAAAUGGCAUAGCCCAUUCUGCCGGCAACACAAUAUCCCAGCCACUACCAUAGCCU